This is a messenger RNA of Osmia lignaria (orchard mason bee), 1967 nucleotides long. Its product is annotated as calcium and integrin-binding protein 1. Lineage: Eukaryota; Metazoa; Arthropoda; Insecta; Hymenoptera; Megachilidae. Gene Ontology annotation, molecular function: calcium ion binding; magnesium ion binding. The record is from RefSeq and is a predicted model, not a curated record.
CGUUUUAUAAACAAAAGACAAGAAUGAGUUCUGCGUGAAGUUCAUUUGCGUUAUUUUAAACAUUAAUUAAAAAUACACAAAUUAUAAAAGUCAACGAGUUAGUAGUACACUUGAUUAUUAACAUGAUCUGAUAGUAUUUGUAGAUAAAUAGUAUUUCGGAGUACAUCACUCUAAAGGUUGCAAAUACAAAUUUACCAUUACAGUAUUAUAAUUUUAAAAAAUAUUACAUGAUCAUGUGUUAAAAGUGUAAUAAACUAAAUACUAAAUAUUAAGUAAAUUUAUAACAUACUUAUAUAGAAAGAUGGGAGUUGGUAAAAGUCAAUUUACAGAAGAAGAAUUGCAGGAUUAUCAAGAUUUAACAUAUUUUACGAAAAAGGAAGUUUUGCAUGCACAUCAAAAGUUCAAAGCUCUUGCUCCAGAAAAAGUAGGUCACAAUAGAAAUGCAAAACUUCCAAUGUCAAAAAUUUUACAGUAUCCUGAAUUAAGAGCAAACCCGUUUGGAGAUAGAAUUUGCAAAGUUUUUAGUUCUAGCCAAGAUGGAGAUUGUACUUUCGAAGAUUUUCUUGAUAUGAUGUCAGUUUUCAGUGAUGCAGCUCCAAAAGCUGUUAAGGCAGAACAUGCUUUUAGAAUAUUUGAUUUUGAUGGGGACGAUAUGCUUGGUAUCGGCGAUUUAAGACAAGUGGUAGACAGACUUACUAUUCCUCAAAGACUAAAUGAAACAAAUAUGCAGCAGGUCCUUCAGUAUAUACUCGACGAAGCAGAUUUAGACGAUGAUGGAGCACUAAGUUUUGCAGAAUUUGAACAUAUUAUUGAAAAGAGCAGUGACUUUUCUAAGAGUUUUUGUAUACGUUUAUGAAACAGAAAACAUUAAUACUUCAUACAAAAAGUCAAUCUAAGAUUGUACAUCGUACCAAUUUAAAAACACUUCAUGUAGUUAAUAGGCCUAAUUAUUUAUACUAUAUACUUAACGAAGAACUUUGUAAGUUAAAAAUUGUAUAAAUCUUUUGUUGAGAUUUACCUGUGAUAUUAUUUGAAAAUAAUUUUUUUAUAUUUCAUGUAUAUAAUUCUAUUAAGAGUUUGUUUAUAUUAAACAAAGUAUAAUAUUACACUUUUAUUCCAAGACUUUUGUUUUAAAUUAUGUAAUUAUUUGAAAUGCAUUAAUAGUAAUAUAAUAACCUAUGGAUUAAAGUUUUUACCGGAGAGUAACCAUCUCUGUUUUUACUAAAUAUAUAUACAGGAUGUUAUGUAAAGAAUGUGAGCUGUGAAAGGGUAAUUACUGAGGUGAUUCUGAACAACUUUAUCUUUUGUCAAAAUGUUGAUUAAGCCUUAACUUUUAAAUUAUUAACUAAAAGGACUCUCCAUUGAAAGCGCGGACUAAACCGUGAGCAUUGGUCAUUGACUGCUUAAAUGACAUGUCAUUCAGUUCAAAUCAUUGCAUACCGGUUAUAAAAUAUUUACUAUUCCAAUAUUCGACGUCAUUAUUAAUUAUGUGAUGCAUAAUGUUAUAAAAACUGGUUACACGCUUGUUAUUACAGUAUCAAAAGAUACAAUCUUGUAACACGUUAUACAAAUAUAUUGCACAACAAAGUUAUAAAAUAAUUAUUUGUUUUACGAUUCUGUUAUAUGUAUAGCGUAGAUGUAGCUUAAAACGCGUAUCUUCAUAGCAUGUGUAAUAAAUAUCAACAAUACGAAAGUAAGCAUUUAUUUACCACAAUUUUUAAUUUUAGUGAGCAAGGAUUAGCGAAAUUUUAAAUUUCAAUAACUUGAACUACAUUAGAUUAAGUAAUAACAUUUAUAACAUAACAAAAACACAGAACCAAACUGUAAUUCAUAUUGACUGUAUUAGUAGAAAUAUAUUAAUAGUAAAAUUAUCAAAAUGCAUGCCAUUAACACCAAUAAUAUCAUAUAAAAUCAGAUCACAAAUUUUGUAGAAUAAAGUUUAAUAAGGAUCAUAAUACAGUGUGAUU